UUAAAAGUAUGAAUACAAUACAAUUCUCUACAAGCUUGUCGAGACCUUUAUUUUGAAAUUUGCCACCGGAAAUCUCAAUUCUGGUCCCUCAAAGCAAAAUCUCAGAUGAGCUUCACACAUGCGCAGUCUUGUCCUCGACAUAAAACAAUCCUUGGUGAGCAUCUUACGCGGAUCUAGUGUCCAGCUUAUUAUCGUUAUAUACACGGUUAUUGAAGACACCAUCACAAUGGCACACAGUGGAUAUCUGCAGGCAGCGAUGCUCCUGCUGGCGGUCCAGCUCCUCUUUCUCGGUGCAGCUGAUGCGGAUCAGGAGACUGGGACUGUCAUCCCUGCAGAAAGUCGUCCAUGUGUGGACUGUCAUGCUUUUGAGUUCAUGCAGAGGGCACUGCAAGACUUAAAGAAAACCGCUUUCAACCUUGACGCCAGGACAGAGACGCUGGUCCUGAGGGCGGAGAGGAGGGCGCUGUGUGACUGUAUGCCCACCAACUCACUGCGCUGAACUCUGCACUUCACUUGAGGACACUUCCACCUGCUGUCACACACGGAUAACAACUCUGCUCUAAACCUCUACUCAUCUAACUUAUCACACAAUGGGCACUUUAUUUUAUUUUCUCUCAUGUCAGUGUUGGGUGAAGCUUUGAUUUGAAUUCAUGCGUCAUGAGGCCUGUCGUUUGUUUUUGCCUUAUUUGGGACGACUUUUAUACCGCUGAUGUUUGAGCUCGUGUUUGAAAUCAGUCCGUUUCCAUCGUCUGGGGAUUAAAACCAUGAGUCAUGUGUCUCCUAUGGAACUAUUUUUUGUACUUUUUAGUAUUUGACUGUAAAAUGUAGAUACGGUAGAAUGCAUCAGUAACUUUACAUGUUGAAUGUCUUGUGUGAGAUUAAUGUUUACGAUGAUUUUACACAUCAAACUGUAGCAUCAUGUGGAAUUUAUUUAACAGCUCUAAUACUUCAACGAUAGUUUAAAUUAGUUCAGCUUCCUUUGGGCAGAAAAAUGGGUUGGGUAACUUAUUAAUGAAGUUAUUUUACUUUAUGAAGAAGUCAGCAGAGGUCAAAUUUAAGUUUCAUCAGAGUUCAGCUAACAAGAUCUGCAUUUUUUUUUCUGUUUUGGCCACAAAUGCGUUCUUUUAGGUCUGGAUUUAGCACAGCACUGUAGCAUGAAUUUACAGCACUUUUUGUUAACCUACUGUUAAUAUAGAUUGUAUGUAUAGAUUAUGUAUAUGUACACGGGUACAUGUAAUUACAGACUUUGUUCUCUGUCUGACAAAUGUGUAUGCAAGUAAGGAAGUAUCAGAUGAACUGCAAUAUGAGCAGGUGAAGGGAGCCUUGAAACAGAAAGGCUAGCUAAAGAAGUAGAUCUAGAGAUAGAAAUAUUAAUUGUCUUAUUGUUGCUUGUUUAUGAACAGUGUACUUUGUAAACAUAAUGUCAGAAGACGCCCCAUUUAUUGUCUUAAUGUUGUACCUAUCAAUAAAAACAACCAAUGAUCUCUG
Notolabrus celidotus (New Zealand spotty) is the source of this 1488-nucleotide messenger RNA. RefSeq names its product chromosome 23 C4orf48 homolog (gene nicol1). The coding region runs from base 119 to 499 and encodes 126 amino acids. The record is from RefSeq and is a predicted model, not a curated record. The transcript is spliced from 4 exons. NCBI's taxonomy places the organism in Eukaryota, Metazoa, Chordata, Actinopteri, Labriformes, Labridae.